AUGGAGUGCCCACAACCACAAACCAUCCAUUCCCCUUUGAGACGUAGUCUGCAAGGUCUGCCAUUAGUCAACCUCAAGAAAUUUGUUCGUGUUGCGGUGUCGAGUAGAGCAGUUCGUGAAAGGGAAUCAUAUACGGGGAGAUUCUGCACAAGAUCUGCGCUUCAAGAGGAUAUGCUGGCGGGUUCUAUGGAUGCUUCUGCUACAUCAGUUGAGUGGGCACUUUCAGAGCUCAUAAAGCAUCCAAGGGUGAUGAAGAAACUCCAAACAGAGUUGGAGACUGUGGUGGGUAUGAAGAGGAAGGUGGAGGAAUCAGACCUGGACAAGUUGGAGUAUUUGGACAUGGUUAUAAAGGAAAGUUUGAGGUUCCAUCGAGUGGCACCAUUACUAAUACCACACCAAUCUAUGGAAGAUUGCAUGGUUGGAGAUUUUUUCAUACCUAAACAAACCAGGGUCAUAGUAAAUGCAUGGGCAAUUAUGCGAGACCCAAGUGCUUGGAAUGAGCCAGAGAAGUUCUGGCCAGAGAGAUUUGAGGGAAGCAACGGAUUGCAAUUGGGUCUAACUGUGGUUCGUUUAGUGGUGGCCCAACUUGUGCAUUGCUUUGAUUGGAAGCUACCCAAUGACAUGAAGCCAACAGAUAUGGACAUGACGGAGGAGUUUGGCCUCACUAAGCCCAGGGCCAAGCAUCUAGUUGCCAUUCCUAUAUAUCGCCUUCAAAAUGAGAGGGAGGAUUUGGGGGGGGGGGGGGGGGGGUAUGCAAUAGUAACAUUUUAUUUUAUGCUUAUAAUAUCUUGA
Gastrolobium bilobum is the source of this 792-nucleotide messenger RNA. RefSeq names its product cytochrome P450 71AU50-like. Bases 1 to 792 code for a protein of 263 amino acids. Lineage: Eukaryota; Viridiplantae; Streptophyta; Magnoliopsida; Fabales; Fabaceae. The transcript has 2 exons. Gene Ontology annotation, molecular function: iron ion binding; oxidoreductase activity, acting on paired donors, with incorporation or reduction of molecular oxygen; heme binding. The record is from RefSeq and is a predicted model, not a curated record.